Molecule: messenger RNA, 2918 nt
Organism: Dipodomys ordii (Ord's kangaroo rat)
Lineage: Eukaryota; Metazoa; Chordata; Mammalia; Rodentia; Heteromyidae
Gene: Lox
Product: lysyl oxidase
Exons: 6
Coding region: 108-671 (187 amino acids)
Biological process (GO): peptidyl-lysine oxidation
Molecular function (GO): protein-lysine 6-oxidase activity; copper ion binding
Source: RefSeq, a predicted model, not a curated record
GGGCCGGGAGGGACGGCGCCCGAGCCCGCCGGUCCUUCCCGUCCUCAGGUCUCCCGGACCUGGUGCCGGACCCCUACUACAUCCAGGCCUCGACGUACGUGCAGAAGAUGGCCAUGUACAACCUGCGCUGCGCCGCCGAGGAGAACUGCCUGGCCAGCUCAGCCUACAGAGGAGAUGUGAGAGAUUAUGAUCACAGGGUGCUGCUAAGAUUUCCCCAAAGAGUAAAAAACCAAGGGACAUCUGACUUCCUACCCAGCCGUCCGAGAUACUCCUGGGAAUGGCACAGUUGUCACCAACACUAUCACAGCAUGGAUGAAUUCAGCCACUACGACCUGCUGGAUGCCAACACACAGAGGAGAGUGGCUGAAGGCCACAAAGCCAGUUUCUGCCUUGAGGACACCUCCUGUGACUAUGGUUACCAUAGGCGGUUUGCAUGUACUGCACACACACAGGGAUUGAGUCCUGGUUGCUAUGAUACCUAUGCAGCAGACAUAGAUUGCCAGUGGAUUGAUAUCACAGACGUGCAACCCGGAAACUACAUCCUAAAGGUCAGUGUCAACCCCAGCUAUUUGGUGCCUGAAUCCGACUACAGUAACAACGUGGUCCGCUGCGACAUUCGCUACACAGGACACCAUGCGUACGCCUCGGGCUGCACCAUCUCGCCGUAUUAAAAAAAAGCAAGCCAAACUCCCAGUGGAUAAUUCAGUUCCUGUGUUCUGAAGUGGGAAAAAAAUAGAUUAGUUUCAGUAGGAUUUACAUUAUUUUGGAAAAGAGGACAGAAAACAACAAAGGAAUUUUUAUUUGGACUGUUUUACGACAAAGAAAAUAACUGGAUUUUGAAUAUUUAAAUAAGCAUUAUUCAAGAAGUUUUAAACACUUAUUUACAUUACUUUGUGAAUAACUCAGUGUUCUGAUUCUGCAAGUGUAUACUCAACUCUCUCAAAGAAAUCUAAAUUUCUUCUGCUUCUUUUGAAACUAAUACUACCAAAGGGAAAAAAUAAUAUCCUAAAGAUUGAGCCAACAUUAUUUUGAUUAGUCCUUAAAGUGCUGAAACAUUACGUGAAGCAUAAUAAUGCGCUCAUAUGUGUAAUCAUGGGUUCAUGUGUGUUGUAGUGUAGAUUAAUUUAGAAGUGAGGCUCCUGCUGUGUAAAUAUGUUUCAACAGGGACAGAUUUGGUGCUGAGAAUGGAAGAAACACAUUACCAUUGGUAUGAAGAGAUAUUUCUAUAUAGCAGAGAAAUGCCUAUAGAUGUAUUGAAAUAGUUACAUCCCUAUAUAAAACUAUGUUUACAUUUUAAAAUUAGAUAUCUUUCUUUCUGUCCAGUACACAGUUUCAUUCUGACUUGAGUUCACUUUUGGUUUGGACUGAAUCAAAGGACCCAGCCGCCCAGUUUCUAUCUGAUACUUACUGAUAUUUCUCUACUCAUUUGUAGACUUUUUCAUGUGCAGAAGUAUUUAUAGUGGGAUCCUGUAAAUUACCAUUCUGGAGAUGGACAGACAUAGGACAACUGUGUAGCUGGAAAGCCAGAGGACAGACAUGUUACAUCCAGAGAGAGCCUGCUCUUAAGCCUAGUUCAGUCCAAGCCAAAACCAAAUUCUCCUUCACACAACAAUUAUACAGUCUCUCAAACCUGUCGAAGUCUUUAAAGAAAUAAUGAAAAACACACUAGAUUUUCACCCAUUCUCCAUUUUCAGUCUUCAGAUGUUGAAAAAGGAAGGCUGAAAACUUUUCAGUCAGAUUAGAUGACAUAGUUUGCCAUCAUGUUGGGGUGCCAUUCUGGGUUAUGCAGGUUGUGGACUCUGGUUGUACGUGUUUUUGAGUGUGAAAUAGCAAAGCACAAAGCCAGAUGAACUUGAGGAGUUGGUGAGUGAGGGAAAGAAAGAAAUCCUGCAGACCUGAGGACUGCUCCGCAAGGAGUCCGCUGUGAUCCUAUUUUAAACUGUGAAACUCAAGGUGGCAAAAGAAUUUGAAGACGCCAUCAUUUUUCUGACAUUCAAAAGGUUGUGGAAAGAAAUCCGAUUUAAACUUUUUAAGUUAGUGGUGCUUAAGCAGAAACUUUCCUACAUUGACCAAUAUUCAGAUUCCAAGAAUACACUAGAAUUGUGAAAGUAAGCUGUGUGAUGUCUUUUACAUCAGAGUGAUGACAUCAACACCGAUGACCUAUACCAUACUGUGCUCACUGGGCUCACAGCGGGGUCUGAGAGGCGAGAUGGGGAGCUAGCAGGGGCAGGCAGAGCAGAGCUCAGUCCUGGCCUGCCCAGGUACACACUCAGCAAUGAGUGUAGACAGAACUUCGGUUCUGUCUGAUGUCUGAGCUAUAGGAUUGCUUUUCUUUGCCCUCAAUUACUUUUUAGUUUAAGAUUGGAAAGAGAUUCUUUGAAAUUAUAAUCUUCUUUUCUGAUACAGAUAUUUGAAUAUAGUUGCUUUUAAAAACAUAAACACCAAAAACUAUCAGUAUUACUAUUAAGCUAGACUGGCAUCUACAGACUUAAGCCCUAUUGUGUCACUGGGAUAUUUGCUCCUAAAAACCAGCCGGUAUCAUGGAAAACCACAUUGCCAAUCAUUUCAGUGAGGCCUUUAAUCUGUGCACCUAUCAUCAGAUGAAAUCCUAAUUAGUGUAAGUCAUUCUCUCACAUCAGGAAUUGGGACAUAAGAAAGAACAUCUCUAACCUCAGUACAUACAACAAGAACGACCCGACUUUUCCAUUUGGUUUACCUUACUCAUUUUUAACAACAGAAAGUGUCUAUAAAAUUUCCAUUUUAAGCUCUUUCAUUUCACAUAACCGUAUUUUAUUUUUCAAAAAUAAAUUAAAAGUUUAGCAUUAUGCCGCACGUCAGCAGCUUAUACUUGUUAUGCUAGCUACUCAGGAGCCCAAGAUCUGAGGCUCUCAAUUCAAAGCCAGCUCAAGUAGAAAAAC